GAGUUUAAUUAAAACUAAUAUUUUAGUUCAUUUCCCAUAGUACCAAUCAUAAUACUCUAAGGAUUUGUCUCUGUAGAUCAGAUCAUAAUGAAGAAAACCUUGGAUCCACCUGCGGCCACGAUCCGAGGGGGGGAAAAUCAGGUGGUGAUUCCAAAGUGGACAUAUUUACCAACUUUCAUCUUUCAAUCUCGUUAUAAAGUGAGAUUGAUCAUGAGCUCUCAAGAUUUACAGGAAUCAACAAAGAGUACUAGAAUGUCGCUCAAAACACUACAACAUACUGCUAGUGAUCGUGAAAACUUAGUGGGUAGACCAACAAAAAAUUUGAAACACCAACUUAGUCAAGAAAAUGUAGCUGAUGUUGAAGUGAAAAGAAAGAAUUUGUCUACUAAGGAAACCCAAGCAAACCUUGACACUAACAUUACAGUUGAGGAUCUUACCAACCCGGAGGCUUCUGAGAAGUACUGGAAAAUAUUAGCUGAAAAAAGAAGGGUUGCUUUACAAGAGGCUUUAGAGGAGAAUGAAAAACUUCAUAAACUUAUUGCUGAACUGAAGAAAGAAAACCUCCAGACUAAACAAAUGCUGGAGGAAGCUAAUUCUUUCAUAGAAAUUGUGAAGGAAGAAUUAUCUAACACCAAUGACGACACUGGUAUUGAUGUGAAUGAUGUAAGCAAUCUUGAUGACACUGCCAACGAGGGAGACACUACAGCAGAUGAAUGAAAUUUAAUUAUAAAAUAAUUUUGAUGUUUAAUAUUUCAAAGAAACUAACUUUAGACUGAUUAAACUGUUAAUAUUAUUGAAGUUAACAGUAACUAAGACAAUAAUUACAUGAUAAAUAUUAAUUACUUGACAAUGCAAUGAGAAAGCGAUGCAAUGUGGUGUCAAUUUAAAGGAAUGUGUUUUUGUGUUAUAGGAUUAUUAAAAGUAUCCUAUGUUAGUUACUAUAAUAUAUAUACCUUACCUUUAGCUUUCAAUAUUUAAAAGUUUAAAAUGUGUAGUGUGUUAAUUCACCAAAGGUUCAUUUUCUUAAUUUUAUAUUUAAGUUAAUAGGUAAUUUCAAGUAAUUUGUUUGGUAAACUUAUUCUAAGAGUUCUUACAUUUAAUUUUCC
This is a messenger RNA of Amyelois transitella, 1106 nucleotides long. RefSeq names its product geminin (gene geminin). Bases 88 to 717 code for a protein of 209 amino acids. Lineage: Eukaryota; Metazoa; Arthropoda; Insecta; Lepidoptera; Pyralidae. The transcript has 6 exons. The record is from RefSeq and is a predicted model, not a curated record. Gene Ontology annotation, cellular component: nucleus. Gene Ontology annotation, biological process: negative regulation of DNA replication; negative regulation of cell cycle.